UGUCAGACAAAGCUCUUGGAGAGACAGGAGGUGUGCUAUUUUCAGCUACACUCCGGUGAGUGAUCCGUGGUACAUAUGGGGGGGCACAGAGGGUGAGAUUGACAUGACACGUGUGUAGGACAACUCUGGCCCCUUACCAAGAGCAGAAUCAAAUGUCUAAUCAUAGGCAGAGCAGCAGCUGAGAGUCCAGAAGAGCAGGGAAGGCUGGGCUUGACAGUCUCAACUCUCCUCUUGUGUGUGUAUGUCAACUUGAAGGAGAGAGUGAGAAGAGGGCCUUUUGGGGGACCGGAGAGUCGUGUUGUGAAUUGUGAAGAUGGGAGUAGAAGAUACUGCCUGUUAAGAAUUGGAGUCUGUUUUGAAGUUGGAAAGACAAAAUAUCCAAAGCGCAGAAAUAAUGGGAGCUGAAGAAGAAAUGCUCAUCACCCUGUCUGGAGGUGCCCCCUGGGGCUUCCGGCUGCAAGGGGGUUCAGAGCAGAAAAGGCCCCUUCAAGUGUCAAAGAUCCGAAAGAGAAGCAAAGCGUGCCACGGAGGCUUGUGGGAAAAUGACGUGCUAGUAUCUAUCAACGGGAAGUCAUGUGCUGGCCUCUCCCAUGCUACUGCCAUGCAGAUCAUCGAUUCCUCCAAUGGCAUGCUCAACAUCCGUGUGAAAAGGAUAGUUGGUGGGGACCAGACCGGCCCACGGCUCCAGCGCUCCCCUUCUCCAGGGCAGCGAGUGCUCUCUCCGCCGUCCCCGCUCAGUCCCCCGGCACAGCUACUCAGCCCUGAACCAGCAGGAGCCCCAGCCACCACACAGCCCUCACAGCCACAAAGGUCACAGAGGCACCUGGAGAGUGUCACCUCCCCACCGGACAGUGAGGCCUACUAUGGUGAGACAGAUAGCGAUGCUGACAAUGUGGCCCAGGAGAAGCACCGCCGGGCUCGCAAGAAGAGCCCACGCUCCCCACCCGACAGCACCAACAGCAAGGUGGAUGCACCUCAAGAUGAGGUGUCCCUGUCCGAACAAAGUGGCUACGAGAGCAUGCCAGAGGCCACUGUGCAGGGGGGAGCCGAAGUGGCCAGCUCCAGUGGCGUGGCCAAGAGGGAGAUUGCCUGCCCGCCUGGCAGCCGCACAGACACUCCAUUCUCAGAGAGUGAGGGACAGUUGAGGCCACCAUCAACAGAGGGACGAGAGACUUCUCCAGAAGCGAUGCUUCUGCCCCAUGCCACCAAGGCUAUCCGAGCGGAACGCCACCUCAUCCCCAUGGUGGGGCCAGUGGAGCACCCGGUUGAUGAAGACCUAACCACCACAUACGCAGAGAAAGCCAAGCAGGCCAAACUCCACCGCCACGAGAGCAUCCAAGAGAAGAACGUGAAAGAAGCCAAAACCAAGUGCAGAACCAUUGCAUCCCUGCUGACAGAUGCACCCAACCCCCACUCCAAAGGGGUGUUGAUGUUCAAGAAGCGCAGGCAGAGGGCUAAGAAGUAUACAUUAGUAAGCUUUGGAAGUGUCGACGAAGACCGCUCCUACGAGGAAGAAGACGGAGUUUUUCCAACUAGUGAGUCUGAAUUUGAUGAGGAAGGUUUCUCUGAUGCCCGAAGUCUAACUAAUCACUCAGACUGGGACAGCACUUACCUGGACAUUGAAAAGUCCAAGUCUGAGUCUAAACAAAAGGAAGAGAAGCAAAAAGGUUUGAGUGAGGCCUCGGGUAAAGGAGCACGAUUAUUUGAGCAGCAGAGGGAACGGGCUGGGAAGUACACAGUUGAGAAAGUCCCAGUGCAGAAGAGCCCCCAGCUUGCCCCAGCUGCCCAGCCACAGCACAGCACAGUGAACGGAGAUAUGCCUGUGCCACAGAAGGUAGACAGCGUGCCCCUCAGCAUCCACCUGGAAGGUGUGCAAGUGCCCAGCAAGCAGCCAGCCACCCUCCCCACUGAGCUCCUGGCUCCCCCUAGCCCCACUUUCUUUCCACCUCCCCCAAGCACCCCUGACCCUUUCUCUGCAAGCUCAACGAGCAUGUUCAACAGGUCAGCACGGCCUUUUACUCCUGGUUUUUCUGGCCAACGCCCAGCAACAUCCUCUGUCAUCUUCAGGCCAUCUGCACCCAAAAAACCUAGUGAAAUUCUGGGUGUGCAAAGCACGGUGGUUCCCCCUUUCUCACCUCUGGCUCCAGGAACACCUGCCAAUGCAUCAGUGACAACACACCGUGGCCCAGUCAGCUCCUCCACAUCUCUGUAUAUUCCUGCACCAGGAAGACCAACACCACCACUGGAGUCAAAGCCAAAAGGAGGAGGAAGUGCUCCAGAGACUAAACCUUCUGCCAGCACUGCCCGGACAUCCACCACCUCUAUCUUUCUGUCAACUCCCUCAAAGCCAGGAGGGGAGGUGGCCUCCUCAGCAUCCCAGCCACGAGUCCCUGGAACAGCCUCUUCUUCUUUGUAUAUUAGUCCAGCACCAUCACAGCACACAAUAAGCAGUACCCCCGUGCCAAAGCAGCCUUCUCCUGCUGUCUCACCAGCAAUGCCACGACCUCCUUCUGAGCCCUUAACCUCCAGGGAGCAGAGGAUUGCUGUGCCGGCUCCCCGUACAGGCAUCCUGCAGGAGGCUCGCAGGCGGGGCAACAAGAAACCCAUGUUCAGUAAGAUUGAAGAGAAGAAGAAGAAUUCACCCAACCCUGAACUCCUGUCUCUGGUGCAGAACCUGGAUGAGAAGCCGAAAGGUGACCACCCCGGGGCAGGCUUCGAGUCUGGGCCUGAGGAGGACUUCCUCAGCCUGGGUGCUGAGGCCUGCAACUUCAUGCAGUCCUCUGGCCGCAAGUUCAAGACCCCACCUCCAGUGGCUCCUAAGCCUCAGCAGCAAGAUGCUGGACUGGUAAAUGGGUCCCAGGACAUGCCUCAGCUUAAAGGCAAGGGGGCAGAGCUCUUUGCCAAACGCCAGAGCCGCAUGGACAAAUUUGUGGUGGAGACAACACCAAAGCCACAGUCCAAGCCCAGAACCCCCUCUCCUUCCCCUUCUCUACCCUCAUCUUGGAAAUAUUCACCCAACAUCCGGGCUCCCCCUCCAAUAGCUUACAACCCAAUGCAUUCCCCUUUCUAUCCCCUGGCAGCCAGCAGAUCUCAGGCUAGCAAAGCAGAGAGCAAAGUGAAAAAGGCACCUGGCCAGAAAUCAGGGAUCAAGGUCAUUGAUGUAAUGCGCCAUCAGCCCUAUCAAUUAAAGUCAGCCAUGUUCUGUUUUGGGGAUCCUCCAAGCCCCAGCGUUCAGGAGUCUCCUGGUCAGCCAGCCCCGCAGGCUAGCUCGUCCUUCAUGGCAGCCAAGCAGGUCCCUGUGAAAACAGCCAAGACCCAGGAGAUUCGUCGCUUCUCCACUCCGGCUCCCAUGCCAGCCUCAAGCAGCCUGGCACCCACAGUGCUUGUCCCCCGCUCGGCCACCACGUUGGAUGAGCCAGUGUGGAGAACAGAAAUGGCCUCUUCUGCCCCUGCUACACCGGCACCCUUUCAGGUGGAGCUCAGCCAGUCCCCUAAACCAUACCAGAGCUCCCCAGAGCCUGGUCAGGUGGGCCAGGGGCCUUCUCCAAACCCAGCCUCAGCCUCUCGAUUUCAGGUGGCCAGGCCCAAAUUCUCAGCGGCAAGAACAGGAAUGCAGGCCAAUGUGUGGAGGCCAAGCUUUGGCCAUCACUGA
This is a messenger RNA of Tyto alba (common barn owl), 3652 nucleotides long. It is a transcript of the gene SYNPO2L, whose product is annotated as synaptopodin 2 like. The transcript is spliced from 4 exons. Lineage: Eukaryota; Metazoa; Chordata; Aves; Strigiformes; Tytonidae. Gene Ontology annotation, molecular function: actin binding. The record is from RefSeq and is a predicted model, not a curated record. The coding region runs from base 395 to 3652 and encodes 1085 amino acids. Gene Ontology annotation, cellular component: nucleus; Z disc; actin cytoskeleton. Gene Ontology annotation, biological process: positive regulation of actin filament bundle assembly.